CGUCGUCGAGGCGGUACUCUGCUCGAGCUAGACCGGAUGUUGCUUCGUGCUCCUCCCCUAGCAGCCGGAUGGAAUCACUAUAUGGGUGCUAUUCGUUCAGGGACCUCCCUGACGGAUGCCAUUAGAGAGCUGAGUAUCUGCUAUGUGGCCGUCUUGAACAAUGCAGAUUAUGAGUGGCAGCAGCACGUCGGACUUGCCAUUAAAGCCGGUGUCUCAACGUCAAUCAUGGAUCAAGUACACGACGAUGUGCUUGACGCCUUGGAUGACGAGCAGAGACUUGUUUUGGAUUAUACGCGUGCUAUGACACGAGAUAUCAGCGUACAAGAUGAUCUCUUCGCAAAAGUCAAGGAUCAUUUCAGUGAAGUAGCAACGGUCGAGCUGACUGCUACAAUUGCUGCCUACAAUAUGGUCUCUCGCUUCCUCGUUGCGCUUCAUAUUGGG
Molecule: messenger RNA, 441 nt
Organism: Protomyces lactucae-debilis
Lineage: Eukaryota; Fungi; Ascomycota; Taphrinomycetes; Taphrinales; Protomycetaceae
Product: carboxymuconolactone decarboxylase
Exons: 1
Molecular function (GO): peroxiredoxin activity
Source: RefSeq, a predicted model, not a curated record